CAAAUAUCCACACGAGAGCACCAUCUGAGUCAGUUAAAACAGUCCGGCGAAAAGUUACCGAGCCCCACUUCUUGUCUGAACGUCUGCCAGUGAAGACCGGGAGGGAACCAACUAACAUCACACAAAAUGAGCGACCUCAGCAAGAACGACGUUGAAAGGGCAUCCUUCGCCUUCUCCAUCUACGAUUUCGACGGCAGCGGCAAAGUCGAUGCCUACAACCUUGGCGACAUCCUGAGGGCACUGAACUCGAACCCCACAAUGGCUACUAUUGAAAAGCUUGGAGGCACCAAGAAGAAGGGCGAGAAAAUGCUCUCGCUCGAAGAGUUCCUUCCCAUCUACAGCCAAUGCAAAAAAGACAAAGACCAGGGCUGUUACGAAGACUUCUUGGAAUGUCUGAAGCUGUAUGACAAGAACGAAAACGGUCUUAUGCUCGGCGCUGAGCUUACACACACGCUCCUUGCUUUAGGUGAGAAACUCGAGGACAGUGAAGUAGCAGAAAUCUGCAAGGACUGCAUGGACCCUGAAGAUGAUGACGGCAUGAUCCCUUAUGCAUCUUUCCUUAAAAAAGUAGUUGCGGGUUGGCAAGGUUCUCAACCGGCGGCAGCGCCGGCGGCGGCGGAGGCGGCGCCCGCAGAGGGCUAAGCCCCGGUCCCCGAGCCGCGGCCGCCGCGCCCACACCGACCACAACAUCGCAUCGCCGUACACGCCAUCUCAGUUACGGAAUAACCCUUUUUAUACGAAACAACAAUUUCAAAUAUUUUGUACAAUCUGUUAAUGACUCUACGUAAUGAACUAAGAUUAAAAUGAGUACUGUAUAUACACGUUGUACGUGUCUUUAAAUUUUAUUAUUAUUUAUAAGUACGUUAUAAUGACAAAACACAAAAACCGUAAGUAAUUUUAUAAUAAACUAUUAAAAUUAUUCAUAUUGUGUUAUGUUCGUUAAUCUAUUAUAAAUUUUAAAAUGAUGUAACAAAUAUUCUUAAAUUUGAAUUAACCUUUACAUUUUGUUAAUCGACUAUCAAUGUUUAUAAGGGCCAAAUUUAAAUAAAUAAUCCAAGUAUAAUCCCUCAAA
Messenger RNA from Melitaea cinxia (Glanville fritillary), 1072 nucleotides. RefSeq names its product myosin light chain alkali (gene Mlc1). NCBI's taxonomy places the organism in Eukaryota, Metazoa, Arthropoda, Insecta, Lepidoptera, Nymphalidae. Gene Ontology annotation, molecular function: calcium ion binding. Bases 127 to 642 code for a protein of 171 amino acids. Gene Ontology annotation, cellular component: muscle myosin complex. The record is from RefSeq and is a predicted model, not a curated record. The transcript has 6 exons.